CGCGGUCAGACUCGAUCAAUCGACUAUCGCAGCGGCAUCGAUGAGCCUGCUAACGGCUAACAUAAGUGUGAGCCGAGCGAAGGGGAACGUUUCUCUUUGUCAGUCCGCUCUCGUCGUCUCUUGGUUGGCAUGCGGCGUUCCUCAGGCUUCGGGCCGCUGCUGGCCGCUCUCGUGGCCCUCUCGUCGGACUUUGCGUCCGCCGCUCACGUGGAUGGAGCUCCGCCCUCCAAAAUAGCCGUGGUAGGCGCGGGCAUCGGGGGCAGCGCCACGGCGCAUUUCCUGCGGCAGCACUUUGGGCCCGAAGUGCAGCUGGAUGUGUACGAGAAGGGUGAGGUGGGCGGCCGCUUGGCCACUGUCACCGUCAACCGGAACCAGUACGAGUCGGGCGGCUCUAUUAUCCACGCGCUCAACCUGCACAUGCAUGACUUUGUCAAGCAGCUCGGGCUGAAGCAGCGUCGCAGUGUGUCUGGCAAGACGGCGGUGUUUGAUGGCACGUCGGUGAUUGUGGAGGAGACGGACUGGUACUUGCUGGACCUCCUGCGCUUGUGGUGGCGCUAUGGCAUCAGCUUCAUACGGCUGCAGAUGUGGCUGGAGGAGAUCAUGGAGAAGUUCAUCAGGAUUUACAAGUACCAGGCCCACGGUUACGCCUUCAGCUCGUUGGAGGAGCUGUUGGAGUCGCUGGGUGGGAGCGGCUUUGUCAACAUGACGCGCAAGCCGCUCUCCGAUUCGCUGCUGGAGCUGGGCGUGUCCCAGCGCUUCAUCGAUGAGGUGGUGGCGCCCGUCAUAUGGCUCAAUUACGGCCAGAAUGUUAGCGUACCCGCCUUCGCAGGCGCGGUGUCGUUGGCGAGCGCCCAUUCUAACCUGUGGGCGGUGGAAGGUGGCAACAAGUUGCUUUGCGACGGCCUGCUCAAGUUGGCCGAGGCCAACCUGCUGCAGGCGCGUGUCACCUCGGUGCGACCGCUCCACGAAGGCGACGCGCUUCAGUAUGAGCUGAGCGUGGCGGAUGAGGAGGGCGAGCGGCGCUCGGGAGUCUACGACCUGGUAGUGGUGGCGGCGCCGCUGCGGGCCGGUGGCGCCGGGAUCUCCUUGCCGGACUGGGAAGCACCCGUUGCACCCGGCGAGGGCGAGUGGCAGGCCACAGUGGCCACGCUGGUGCACGGCUACCUCAACACGUCACUCUUCGGCUUCCCGGAUGCGCGGCUCUUCCCGUACGCCAGCAUACUGACUACGGCCGCACCAGCGCUCUUCUUUAACAGCGUGGCCGGCGUUUAUCCUGUCGACGUGGCGCCGGACUUCCGCCGCAAGCGGGCGCACGAGGCCGCCGUCUACAAAGUCUUCUCACCCAACGUGCUUACCAGAGAGCAGCUCAAGACGCUCUUCAGGUCGUACUACUCGGCGCAGGCGACCGAGUGGCAGGCGUACCCUCGCUACGGCAGUGCGGCGGGUGCAGUGCUGCCCCCUGUGGAGCUGCGGCCGCACCUCUAUUACUUGAGCGGCAUCGAGUGGGCAGGCAGCGCCAUGGAGAUGAGCGCCGUGGCCGCCAAGAACAUCGCCCUGUUGGCCUACCACCGGUGGCAUGGACGCAGUCUCAAAGUGGACCACAAAGACCUGCCGCGCGCCAUCAAGACUGAACUCUGACCUUGGACGGCUUGGGGCCUCGAGGCGUUUUGCUUGCGCAUAUGGAAGGAAAUCUGUAUUUGUAUAGGUUGAUAUCUGUCAAAUUAAUUGUGACCAUGAAUUAUUUUGUUACUAAAACUGCAAAAAUAAACAAUGUUAACUUAUUUUUA
Molecule: messenger RNA, 1787 nt
Organism: Syngnathus acus (greater pipefish)
Lineage: Eukaryota; Metazoa; Chordata; Actinopteri; Syngnathiformes; Syngnathidae
Product: prenylcysteine oxidase-like
Exons: 7
Coding region: 130-1638 (502 amino acids)
Biological process (GO): prenylated protein catabolic process; prenylcysteine catabolic process
Molecular function (GO): prenylcysteine oxidase activity
Source: RefSeq, a predicted model, not a curated record